This is a messenger RNA of Heterobasidion irregulare TC 32-1, 800 nucleotides long. RefSeq lists its product as uncharacterized. NCBI's taxonomy places the organism in Eukaryota, Fungi, Basidiomycota, Agaricomycetes, Russulales, Bondarzewiaceae. The transcript has a single exon. The record is from RefSeq and is a predicted model, not a curated record. Bases 145 to 663 code for a protein of 172 amino acids.
CCGUGCGAAGCUGUUGCUGCAGGCGCGCGUCGAACACCGACACCCGAGGCAUGACGGUGUUUCGUGGCGACGGCCUCCCAUAUCCUAGUGUACCGCAGACAGUGUCCGCUCGGAGCAGUCGUCGAGGUCGCUGCCUGGGCGUACAUGUGCAGGCACUCAUCCAGGUCAUUCACGUCUCCUCGCGAUUCAUACCUCGCGUAUACGGUUGCGGUGUAUGAGCACUCGCCUAUUUACAACGUUGUCUCGCGACAAUGUUACUGGUAUGCGGCCGUCAUCUACGACGUCUUCUGCGCCCGCCUCGGUGGCAGAUCAGUUGAUCACGCACUCCGUGACCCUCUCCGUGCCGGGCGCUUCCUCACAAUUUUCACCAUCCAGCCCAAAGACCCACCACUGGACUACAUUCUGCCACGUUACAAUCACCAUUUCACGAAAGUUGUGGAAAAGGCGAGGACUGGUCCUAAUAAUGCGAGGUUACAGGCAGCGGAAGCACGGGCGAGGGAGGAGGCAGCGGCGAGGGCACAGGCCGACGCGAGGGCAAGGGAGGAGGCAGCGGCGAGGGCACAGGCCGACGCGAGGGCAAGGAGGUUAGAGGAUGAGGUUGCCUUCCUCCGACAGCAGCUGGCGGCGCAGGGCUAUGCUGGCCCAUCCAAUAGGGCAGUGUAGACUUUGUUUUGUUUCCUAUAUCUGUUCCGCGUCUGUUUUGGUUUGAGUGCUUUCGAUGCUUUCGGUGCUUUCAGUACAUGUACCCGUUCUGUACGCAUAGUCUUUCUCUCAUAACAUGCGAUGUUUUCCGCGGUCCC